GUGAUGAGAUGGCAGUUCUCCUUGACUCAGCUCUCACCGAAAGGAAAUCAAAAUUCUCAAAUCUCGGAGUCCAGAGAUAGAGUUUUCGGAAUUAGGGUUUUGUGUGAAUUUUCCAUCGCAAUGGCGAAAUUCAGAGACAGGCUGGAAGAUUUCAAAGACGCAGUCCGGCAGGCUGCGAUUUCUUCCGGCUACGACGAGUCCAAAUUGGCAGCGCUUAUGGCCAAGUUCAUCAUCCACCCACCUCGCCAAAGGUCACCUUUCACCACUGCUGCUUACAAAACGCUUGAAAGCAUUGGAGCUCUGGAACAGUUUAUGUUGAAACAUCGAAAGGAUUAUGUGGAUCGGCAUCGCACCACUGAACAUGAGAGAGAUAGCAUUGAGCAGGAAGUUAGUGCUUUUAUUAAAGUGUGCCAAGAACAAAUUAAUGUUCUCAAAAAUUGCAUUAAUGAUGAUGAAGCAAAGUCAAAGGGCUGGCUUGGUAUGAGGGCUGAUCGCUCUAAUGCUGAUACUAUAGCACACAAGCAUGGUGUGGUUUUGAUUUUAAGUGAGAGACUCCAUUCUGUCACGUCCCGGUAUGAUCAGCUGAGAUCCAUACGCUUCCAAGAUACCUUUAGUAGAGCAACACCAAGAAGGAAACUAAACAGGAUUCCAAAAAAAGAAUCCAAUGAUACCUCCAGUUCUAACAAUUUAGAGGCCCGGGAGCCAGAAGCAUUUCAGGCGCAGUCUCUAACAGUUCAACAACAGCUCUUGGAUGAUGAAACACGCGCCCUUCAGGUAGAGCUGACUAGCCUUCUAGAUGCAGUUCAGGAAACUGAAACUAAGAUGGUGGAAAUGUCUGCUCUAAAUCAUCUUAUGUCUACACAUGUUCUGCAACAACGUGAACAAAUAGAGCAACUCUAUGAUCAAGCAGUUGAAGCCACACACAACGUAGAUCUCGGCAAUAAAGAGCUUUCCAAAGCAAUCCAGCGAAAUACGAGCAGCAGGACCUUUCUUUUGCUCUUCCUAUUUGUACUCACAUUUUCCAUUCUCUUUCUUGAUUGGUAUAGUUAAAUGUACUGAUUCCCAUAGUUUUUAUAAAACACUCACUCAGAGAAUGUAUCAUUGCAACUUCCACAAACGAAAUUGGAAAACGUCCAAAAUCAAAGUUUAGUGUUUCUUUCA
Argentina anserina (silverweed cinquefoil) is the source of this 1161-nucleotide messenger RNA. Its product is annotated as syntaxin-81. Gene Ontology annotation, biological process: retrograde vesicle-mediated transport, Golgi to endoplasmic reticulum. The transcript is spliced from 7 exons. Gene Ontology annotation, cellular component: endoplasmic reticulum; membrane; SNARE complex. The record is from RefSeq and is a predicted model, not a curated record. The coding region runs from base 4 to 1050 and encodes 348 amino acids. NCBI's taxonomy places the organism in Eukaryota, Viridiplantae, Streptophyta, Magnoliopsida, Rosales, Rosaceae.